Aspergillus costaricaensis CBS 115574 is the source of this 777-nucleotide messenger RNA. Its product is annotated as EXPERA domain-containing protein. Gene Ontology annotation, cellular component: endoplasmic reticulum. Lineage: Eukaryota; Fungi; Ascomycota; Eurotiomycetes; Eurotiales; Aspergillaceae. The record is from RefSeq and is a predicted model, not a curated record. The transcript is spliced from 4 exons. The coding region runs from base 143 to 655 and encodes 170 amino acids.
CUAGACUCGACUAGCUUACCACUUAGCUGUCAAACGAAACUUUUCGGCCGGACGAAAGGGACCCGACCUAUCUACAUCCUACGCCCUACGUUUCUAGAUAACCGGGGACACCUUCUCUUUUACGCAAUCCCGAAAACCCAGAAUGGCUUCUCCGACUGCUCCCGCCUCCUUGUGGAGCCGGAAACGCGACUUGAUCUACUUCUCCUUCUUUGCUAUUCAUGUCCCCAUCAUUUUUCUGGUCGACGCAGCCCCGAUCCUCCCCACCGCCCUCCAAUCCAACCUUUCCCACACCCUCCGACAGUUCUACAUUGAUACGUACCAUGACAAGUUCUUCGAGGAGCCACCAGCCCCCUGGUUUUACUUUUUCAUACUUAUGGAGCUGUUCUACCAUGUGCCCGUAAGCGUCUGGGCACUUGGCGGCCUGAAGAGAGAUGACCCUCUUGUCCCCCUCCACCUCCUCAUUUUUGGUCUUCAGGCCUUCCUUACCUCCACAGUCUGUCUGGUCGAGGUCUGGAGUUGGGCAGAUCGCUCCGUAGCCCAAAAGCAGAACAUCAGCAUGCUAUAUGGGCCUUAUGUCGCUCUUGGUGCGUUCAUGGCACUGGAUAUGUUCUUUAGACUUCGGACCAGACUCCUAGUCAAGUCCAAGAAGGAGUAAGUCACUACAGUAAUCAGUCCCCAUAACCCCAAUAUUCUCCCUUUCCUAUUUCAGUGGAGGGCAUGUAUGCAUACAGUAUCCAAUGCAGGGGGUGUAUGUGCUGGGACCGAUAAUCCAUAGAU